Mollisia scopiformis is the source of this 1221-nucleotide messenger RNA. RefSeq names its product CMGC protein kinase. The record is from RefSeq and is a predicted model, not a curated record. The coding region runs from base 1 to 1221 and encodes 406 amino acids. Gene Ontology annotation, biological process: protein phosphorylation; spliceosomal complex assembly; regulation of mRNA processing. Lineage: Eukaryota; Fungi; Ascomycota; Leotiomycetes; Helotiales; Mollisiaceae. Gene Ontology annotation, molecular function: protein kinase activity; ATP binding. The transcript is spliced from 7 exons.
AUGUUGCUACGCCAUCUUCGGUCAUAUGUACUAUUAGAAGAAGAGAGGCUGCCUGGCUAUAACUACAAAAACUUCUAUCCUGUGAAUCCAGGGGACGUCUUCAAUAAGAGGUAUAAAAUGAUAUCAAAGCUAGGCUGGGGCACGUCCUCGACUGUGUGGCUAGCUCAGGACAACACACGAAGGGCACUUUGGGAGUCGAAACGGUACGUGGCUGUGAAGGUGGGCGUCUGUGGCCAUAUGGAUGAAGAUGCUGCAACACAUGAGCGAAAUCUAUCCCGAUAUCUUGGGGCAAAUCCGUCGCAUUUCGGAUUCAAUUUUGUGAGGGUAGUACAAGACAGUUUCAAACUGGCAGGGCCGUAUGGCAGUCACACAUGCUUGGUCUAUGAGCCGAUGCGCGAGCCAUUGAACAUCUUUCAACGCCGGUUCGCGGAUGGAAAAGUUUCUCCCGCUGCACUUCAAGUGUUCAUACAACUUCUCCUCGAGGCCCUCGACUACCUCCAUUCCGAAUGUGAAAUUAUUCACACUGAUCUCAAGAUGGACAACAUUUUAAUGAGCUUCGAGAACCCAUCUGUGCUUGAGGAAUAUGUUAAUCAGCAAGCUGCGAAUCCUAUGCCGCGGAAGGUCAUCGAUGGAAGAACGAUAUACUUAUCCCACAACGACUUUGGGCUGUUACAGUCAUUUCGCUUGUUGCCAAAGAUCACAGACCUCGGGCUAGCACAACCAGGGGACACUUGGGAGACUCUGAGAUUUCCUAUUCAGCCACCUAUGUACCAUGCCCCAGAGAAUCUCGGCGUUUUGGUCUGGAACAUGAUGGAGGGCAAAGAUUUGUUUCAGAACUUCCGAACCGAUCAAGGAGAUUACGAUACUCGACGGCAUCUUGGGGAAAUGAUCGCAUUAUUGGGACCUCCACCAAAAGAGCUUCUUGACCGUGAAAGAGCUUGGGGCAGUGUCAAGUGGGAUGGUGUCCUCGGUCGAGACGGCAAGCCUUGUCCAACUGCUCGCCAGUACUUUGGGGGACCUUUUUUGAUGAUGGUGUUCUUGUACGAGGAUCUGAUACCAAAGAAUGUCACGUUAGAAGGAACAGUUGCUGCAUUUCAAGGUGAUGAGAAACAGCUCUUCCUCAACUUUGUCAAGAAUAUGCUUCAAUGGGUACCGGAGCAUAGAAAGUCUGCCAAGGAACUUUUGCAAGAUCCAUGGCUGGGUCUUCCGACUGGAGGUUGA